GGAAAGUAUGCCUAAAGUUAUUGAAGAAGAGAGCACCAGGAAAAUCAGUUUAGAGAAAUCUACCCUAGAAAAAACCAAGAAGCAAGAUAAUACCAGAUGACAGAGUAUUUUCUAUAAGAUUUUUACAAGUGAAAUAGAAAUUAAGCCAUUGGAUCCGGACUAUGGAGAAAAUCCAGAAAAUUGUGAUCUUGAAAUUGACCUCAAUAAUAUUCAGGAUAUGAAACUUUCACAAAGAUUCAAACAUUUCAGGCUCUUUAAUAUAAACCAGGCCUGGGUUUUUAAUGCUGAGUCUAAAAAUAGGAAUUUUGAAGACUUCUUGGAAUUUUCAUUCCCAAAUAAAACUAAUGAGUUCUAUUUUUCUUCAGGGAUUGAACUGGAUCUGAAUAGGUCCAAUUAUGAGUAA
Moneuplotes crassus is the source of this 403-nucleotide messenger RNA. NCBI's taxonomy places the organism in Eukaryota, Ciliophora, Spirotrichea, Euplotida, Euplotidae. The record is from the annotation of a GenBank genome assembly.